Molecule: messenger RNA, 1584 nt
Organism: Populus trichocarpa (black cottonwood)
Lineage: Eukaryota; Viridiplantae; Streptophyta; Magnoliopsida; Malpighiales; Salicaceae
Product: receptor-like protein 44
Exons: 1
Coding region: 471-1277 (268 amino acids)
Molecular function (GO): protein binding
Source: RefSeq, a predicted model, not a curated record
CUUUCACCCAACACCCCCCCCCCUCUCUCUCUCUCUCUCUCUCGGACACUCUCACUUCCCUUCACUGCCACCUCCUCUCUUCCCCAAUUCCCUUAAGCUCCAAUCCAAACACCAACCAUAACCAGCUUCUCUCCCCAAUUCCCUUUAGCCAAGGUAGACCUUUACAAUCAAGAAUAUUAGUAGUGAAGGAAAAAAAGAAAAAGAAAAAAAGAGAGUCCAACUACAAGAACAAGCCCUCUUUUCCACUUUGUAUCCUGCCCUCAUUUCUUGUUGUAUAUAACAAGAGUUCUCUUUUUUGUUGUUGUCAAAGGUGGGCUUGCCAAAUUCUAAUGGAAAAAGAUAGAUACAGUAGCAUCCACCCAUUCUCUGUCCUUUGAAACUAAGCUUGAGUCGGAGAAAAGAAUUAUUAAAAGAAAGUGUCUAUUUGUCUAAGCCAAGAAUCAAAAUUCUUUCUUUCUCUAGAAUUCUAAAUGGGAUUUUGGUUAGUGCUCUUGUUCACUUUGUUAACCUGCACAAAUCUCUCAAAAUCAGAUCCAAGUGAUGAAGCGUGUUUAACCCAUUUAAGCCAAUCCUUAAAGGACCCAGCAAACUUACUUCAAAACUGGACAAGAUCAAAUUUUGCAAGCCCAUGUUCUGGUUUCACUUCUUAUCUCCCUGGUGCUACUUGCAACAAUGGUCGCAUCUACAAGCUUUCUCUGACCAGUCUUUCUCUUCAAGGGUCUCUCUCUCCUUAUCUUGCAAACUGUACCAAUCUUCAGUCACUAGACCUCUCCUCCAAUCAAAUUACAGGUCCUAUCCCCGCGGAUUUGCAAUCCUUGGUCAAUCUUGCUGUACUCAAUCUCUCGUCCAAUAGACUGGAAGGGGAGAUCCCACCACAGCUUGCAAUGUGUGCUUAUUUAAAUGUUAUUGAUUUGCAUGAUAAUUUCCUCUCUGGUCAAAUCCCGCAACAGCUUGGUCUUCUAGUAAGGCUCUCAGCUUUUGAUGUGAGCAAUAACAAGCUAUCAGGGCCAAUACCUGCUUCAUUAGGGAAUAGGAGUGGUAAUUUACCAAGAUUCAAUGCCACUUCUUUUGAGGGAAAUAAGGAUCUUUAUGGCUACCCUUUGCCUCCAAUGAAGGCUAAAGGUUUGUCCGUUUUGGCCAUUGUUGGGAUCGGUUUAGGAAGUGGGUUUGCAAGUUUGGUGCUCAGUUUUACUGGGGUUUGCAUCUGGUUGAAGGUUACUGAACAGAAGAUGGCCCUUGAAGAAGGCAAGAUUAGCAGCCUCAUGCCUGAUUAUUGACACUAAUCAGGUAUGUUUAGGUUUAAUUCAAGAUUACUGCCAUCACUCUAUUCAGCUAAAAAGGUUGGAAUUUCAUGGAGGUGUGGGCUAAUGUUUUUAAUUUUAUUUCCUCUCUGAUGGGUCAUUUUCUUUCUUUUUUUUAGUUAGAAGUUGUAUUUUACUGGUUUUUGGAGGGUUUUUGUUUUUUUCUUUUCUCCUUUAAUAUCCAUAACCAUUUUGGUUUUCUUUUUAGAAAAAAAAAAUCCAUUAGUAUUUUAUGGAACAAUGUAUAAAUGAAUUCAAAUGAGAUACAGUGCAGUUUCUUUCA